CUCAAAAGUGUCUUCCACCUUACCCAUCGAACUUCAUCCAAGAAUCCAUCGCGAACAAGACAAUGCCGCCCCCUCCCACAAACACGACGCUCCAGACCAUCUCGUCGGUGACCAACGACAUCGAGGAUCCCGCAGUCGUGUCCGUCACCACCUCAGUCUGGUCCAAGGACCCCCCCACCGAGUACAACCUGGCGAUCGCAGCCCUUGAAUUCGAGGAGUUCUCCUUCUGGGGCGAGGAUGGGUCCCUGGACUGGGGCAACGCCUCCACGGAACACAACAAGGCACUGCGGAAGUACCUGACGCUCCACUACAACGUCAUCAUAUUCCACUACUGCGAGCCUUUCCUCCUUCUCGGGUGCGAGGGGGAGCUUCCUAGCAAGGACAAACUCCCUUUUUCGAUUGCCGGCAUGAUCGCGAUCUGGAGGAUAGAUGACAACAUGAAGUUCAGACCUCUUAUCGGUUGGCACGCUGAAGGAGAAGAGUGUCUCAAGAUCGACCCGGGAAUGUUGGACAAGAUGGUCGAGCAUGAGAUCCCCCCCAACGAGGUCUUCCUGUAUCUGGCAGACCAUAUUUUCCACGACUGCAUCGCCAUAUCCAUCAUCUGGGAGACCAUGGUGGUAGAGUUACCUCUCACAGAAUGGAACGAUUUCGUGAGGAGGCUUCAGGUCCUUCCCGAAGGUAUCGAGGGAGCUCCGUUCCUCCUACAAUAUCACAACGGUCCUCUCCCAAACACCGAGAGGUGCAGGAGCGCCACCACCCCGACCCCGAAGGCGCUGGAGUCGGAUGUUGCCGACGAGACCGACUAUGUGAAAGCGGACGGGAGAUUCUACCCAGGCACCAUGAUCAACUCCACUGACAGGGCUGGAACGAUGUACUCGUCGGGCACAGCCGGUGUGCUUGUUGAGAAGGACGGCGAGCAGAGGCUGACCUGCUCGUACCACAACUGGGAAGACCACGACCAGAAGUACCCCGGCCGAUUCGGCCAGGAUGACGACGAGGCCCGCCGCACCUUUGAGGUUGUCCAGGGCAACCCAGGCACGCCCGUCGGGUUCGCCGAACGCCGGAUGGGCGAUACCGAUAUUGCCCUGGCGAAGCUCAACGACGGCGUUGUUUUCGAGAACAACUUCAUGGAGAUGGCCUUCCCGGCCAAGACACUCGUCCCCAGCAAGGAACAAUCGAUUGGAGACUCGUACCUGAUCGAUUCGUUCACCACCGGCAAGCAACGGUUGCUGGGGUGUGGAGCCCGCAUUACAAUCCGCCGGCGGCCGGGAAUGCCGCACUAUGACCUCUCCUGCCGAUCGGGCACGGAGGCGAAGCUGCCACCCAGCCACGUCGCGUAUAUCUGGCUCAAACAGGGCGCGGCCCUGACCAACAAACCGGUCAUGAUUUUGAACCCGUACUUCCGCGAUGGUGCCAGCGGUGCGGUCCUCUUGAGAUGUGGUUACGGGGAGAGUCGCCAGAUUAGCUCGCGGACUGUCAUGGAGCGUGGCGAGAUAUGCGGGAUGAUGUACUUCGCUGAUAUUCAGGCCAAGCACGCUAACCAGGCUGACCGCUACGUGAUUUACACCGACGCAUUCGACCCGCUCAUCGAGGAGGGGUGGAGUAUUGUCCAGGCUCCUGGGGCGGACAGCGGUGAAACGAGGGGCACCAAGGAGGAGGAGUCCCCAGCCAAGAAACGGAAGACAGCUUCUUCUUCUUCUAAUGUCGCUGGACGUCUUUCUUGAUGACGCUAGCUGUCUUUGCUUGUACUAUUAGUAUUAUUAACACCGGAGGGAACACUACUGGGGGCUGGUUGUCACGGCCAUGACGUGACAAACAUGGCCACAAUGAUGAAGAACAUGGCUACAAUGGUGACAACGACCUAGGCAAUGAUAUAACGACGGAGGUAGUCUAGAUAGAGAACAGUAUAAUUAGAGCCUGACAAUUAUCCGCCCUACCAC
This is a messenger RNA of Phialemonium atrogriseum, 1940 nucleotides long. RefSeq lists its product as uncharacterized. The transcript has a single exon. Bases 63 to 1724 code for a protein of 553 amino acids. NCBI's taxonomy places the organism in Eukaryota, Fungi, Ascomycota, Sordariomycetes, Cephalothecales, Cephalothecaceae. The record is from RefSeq and is a predicted model, not a curated record.